This is a messenger RNA of Penicillium canescens, 1137 nucleotides long. RefSeq names its product fungal specific transcription factor domain-containing protein. NCBI's taxonomy places the organism in Eukaryota, Fungi, Ascomycota, Eurotiomycetes, Eurotiales, Aspergillaceae. Gene Ontology annotation, biological process: positive regulation of transcription by RNA polymerase II; DNA-templated transcription. The transcript has 3 exons. Gene Ontology annotation, molecular function: sequence-specific DNA binding; zinc ion binding; DNA-binding transcription factor activity, RNA polymerase II-specific. The coding region runs from base 1 to 1137 and encodes 378 amino acids. The record is from RefSeq and is a predicted model, not a curated record.
AUGUCCAUAGCGCUCGAGCUGGGACUUCAUCGACAUAAUCCAUCGUGGAGCUUCAGCCCAGAAGAAAUUGAGAUUAGAUCUCGCACAUGGUGGACUGUUUACAGCUUGGAGAGCAGAUUCAUAGCUCUCAACACGGGCAGAGUUCUAUCAGUACGCGAUCAGGCAAUCGAUACAGCAAUUCCUUCGCUCAGUAGUGUUGAUCAACUUACCGACCACGAGGCAAAAACUGCAACUCUAUUCCAUACCAGAUCGGUGUGGCUCUUUGUCCGUAUGAUCGACCUUCGGAAGAUUGCAGGUCGCAUUUUGGAGUCCAUUUACAUCGCCCGAGAUCGAGAUGGGCGAUGUUCAUCACUCACUUUCCAGGAGGUUUGCUCUAUCUCAGACGAUCUACACCGUCAAAUGGACCACUGGAAAAUCCAACUUGAUGCUGCAGAUAUUGGGUCACUACGGGCGGGCAAACUGAUGAGGAUUGAAUACUGCACGAUGCUGAUGCACUUAAAUCGUCCCUCGCCGGCAUUUAUGGUUCCCUCUCAAAAUAUGGUUGCAGUCUGCUCUCAUGCAUCAUCCAGUGCUCUCCAUCAAUGGGCAGCGAUGGCAUCUGAGUCUGGGAUCGAUUCUAUCUGUAGAUGCUAUCGUCACUUACAUGAUAUUCUCAUGGCGGGCUUGGUUCGUCUGUACAGUGACUGGCACAUUCAAAGAUUUGCUCCGACAUCCAGAUCAAUUAUCCGACCCGAAGAUGCUGCAAUUUGUCUAGACUUGCUUAGCAAGGGAACCGCCAAUCUUCACGACCACUCUCUCUCUAGAUUCCAGCUCAUGUUCUCUAACCUACGAGAGAAAGUCUAUGCUUCCAAAUAUGGCUUUGACGGUGUAAACCAGGGUAUUUCCUUUUCCCAAACUACAGAAAUGCCAACAUUCGCCGGUCCACCAGAUAUAAUGGGGGGCGGGGGAGACACCGAAUAUGUCCCUAAUACUGAUAUGGAUAUCAUGGCAUUAAAUUCAGAGGGCCUAGAGGGUUAUUUGAGCCAAAUGUCGACCAUUUUUGGCAACGAGAUGCUUGAUAUCGAUGACACGCUGACAGCAUGGUAUGGAUCUGUUCUAAACGACAUUGGUGAUACUGAAAACAUGCGAACGGGGUGA